This is a messenger RNA of Knipowitschia caucasica, 3000 nucleotides long. The record is from the annotation of a GenBank genome assembly. NCBI's taxonomy places the organism in Eukaryota, Metazoa, Chordata, Actinopteri, Gobiiformes, Gobiidae.
AUGACAAAUCAAAGGUCGGCAUCUGUGCGGGGUUCAAAGCGCAUCUCCACCAGCGGGACAAGGCACGGGACCAUGCUACAGGACGAUCUGAAAGCCGUGGUGCCUUAUCACAAGAGCGGACAUGUGCGCGCGCUGAGGCACAUCCCACGGAACUCCUUGGCCGGGUCUCGAGUUUGCGCGUCGGGGAUGAGCUUGCUGGGGGCCUAUAAGAAGAAAAGCAGUUAUGACGGCUAUGAAUCUUUGCAGUUGGUCGAUAGCGGAGGUGAUAGCUUCUGCAUCGGGAGAGGGAGCAGCGGAGGAGGAGGUGGUGGAUUGGGGCUCGGAGGGUCCAUCGCGGCUACCCUAGGACCAAAGCCGACCCCGCUGCAAGAGGAGGACUGCAGCACCAUGGACAGCGCAGAUAUGGAUGCCAACUAUGGAGGGGGGCUGUUGGACAUGGUCAAAGGAGGAGCAGGGAAGUUCUUCAGUAACUUCAAGGACAACCUGAAGGACACUCUGAAAGACACGUCCACCAAGGUCAUGCACCAAGUUGCCACGUAUACAAAGGGAGAGCUAGACAUUGCGUACAUCACAUCAAGAAUCAUAGUGAUGACGUACCCAGCGGAGUCGGUGCAGAUCGGCCAUCAGAACCACGUGGAGGACAUCCGCUCCUUCCUGGACAGUCGCCAUGCCGACCACUACACCGUCUUCAACCUGUCGCAGCGCAACUACCGCGGGGCCAAGUUCUCCAACAGGGUCUCCGAGUGUAACUGGGCUUCCAGACAGGCUCCGGGUCUCCACAACCUCUUUGCUGUGUGUAAAAACAUGCACAACUGGCUCAAACAAAACCCUAAGAACGUGUGCGUCAUCACCUGCUCGGAUGACCGCGCUCCUUCAGGUGUCUUGGUAUGUGCCAUGUUUUGCUUCUGCCACCUCUUCAACAACCCCAUUCCGUCAAUGCAACUGCUCAGUGCCAAGAGGCCCGGCUCCGGUCUCUGGCCUUCCCACCGCAGGUAUAUUGGCUAUGUAUGCAGCAUGGUGUCAGAGAAGCCCAGCCUACCCCACUCCAAGCCUUUACUCAUUAAAGCCGUCUCCAUGAGUCCUGUCCCCUACUUCAACAAGCAACGCACCGGCUGUCGGCCAUUUUGUGACGUCCUCAUCGGGGAGACCAAGAUCUUCACCACAGCACAAGAGUACGAGAGGAUGAGAGAGCACCGGAUCCAGGAGGGAAAAGUGGUGUUUAAUCUCGGAGUGAGUCUUCAGGGAGAUGUGGUGAUCGCUGUCUACCACAUGAGGUCCACCAUAGGGGGGCGUCUCCAGGCCAAGACAUCCAACACCCAGAUAUUCCAGAUCCAAUUCCACACUGGUUUCAUUUCUCCUGGAACCACAGUUUUAAAGUUCAACAAACCGGAGCUGGAUGCCUGCGAUGCUGCGGAAAAGUAUCCCCAGUUGUUCCAUGUGAUUUUGGACAUAGAGGUGGAAGGUGUGGACAAACAGAAAGACCUGACCCCGCCCUGGGAGCAGUUCCCGUGUAAAGACCUCAGUCCAAACGUGCUCUUCUCCUGCCACCAAGAACACCAAGACGCCCUGGCUAUCGCUGAGCCAAGCCGACCAAAAGGCAAAGGAGAGGAGAGCGAGCCCUCGGACGAUGAGAUGCUGUCCUUGUCCAGUCAGAGGAGCAGCACCAGCACGGCCCCUUCCUCCAAACCGGACCAGCCUGUCCCUCCGGAUCAUGCCCCCCCAGAGGAUGUAGACCUGCUGGGCUUAGGGGGAGAGGACAUCGCUGCGCCCCGUUCCACCUCUGCAGCAGCUGGGACCACAGACCUACUCGGGGACUUGUUCGGAGCCCCCCCACAGCCCACCAGUGCCACCUCAUCUGCUCAGUCCACUCCACAAAGAGCCCCGCCCAGCACUGCCUCCCCCAGCCCUUCACCCGCUCCAGCGUUCGACCCGUUUGGCGCGGGGCCCAUGCCUAAGCCUCAGGACAUGAUGGGUUCUCUCCUCGGACCAGGUAACACGGGGCAACCUGACCCCUUCCUGCAUGCGGCUCGCUCUCCAUCACCCACACCGCAGCCCCCAGCUCUGGGGCGCAGCUCUCCGGUGCCUCCCACCACCCCCACAGUCAACAUACAACAGCAGAACGCCAUGGGGGGCUGGGACUGGAACAGGCCCGCCACCACAAACACAGGAGGGGGCUUCGGCGUGGGCAGCCGGUCGGCCACCACUAGUCCCACCAGCUCCGUCCACAGCACCCCCACUCACCAGAACAAGCCCAACACACUGGACCCCUUUGCUGACAUUGGAAACCUGGGUGGAUCAGGCUUCUCCAGUAAACCCACCACCCCGACUGGCUCCACCCCAUCCUUCCCUCCGAUGGGCUCUCCGUCGCGGCCCCCUCCCUCCCCGCAGCACACCGGGGCCUGGCAGCCCCCCACAGGAGCCGGGUUCCCGUCCUGGCAGCCUGGUGCAGGAGGAGGGGGGGGACCACCAGGGGCAGCAUGGCAGCCACAAGCACCAGGCUCCACCCCCCAACCUAAAGCCAGCCCGAGCCACACUGCCAUGCCCCACACCUCCAUACCUCACACCUCAAUGCCCCACACCUCGCCCCAGAACAGACCCAACUACAACGUGUUCAUGGGCGGAGGGUCACCCAGCGCGGCGGGCAAAGCACAGGCCAACAUGGGUGCGAAGCCCAAAGCCUCUAAUGCCAACUUCGACGACCUGCUCUCAGCACAGGGCUUCGCAGGGACUAAAGAGAAGAAGGGGCCCAGGACAAUAGCAGAGAUGAGGAAGGAGGAGAUGGCCAAAGAGAUGGACCCAGAGAAACUAAAGAUCUUGGACUGGAUCGAGGGUAAGGAACGUAACAUCCGUGCGCUGCUGUCCACCAUGCACACGGUGCUGUGGGAGGGGGAGACGCGCUGGAAGCAGGUGGGCAUGGCCGACCUGGUCACUCCGGAGCAGGUCAAGAAGGUGUACAGGAAGGCCGUCCUCGUGGUGCACCCAGACAAGGUCAGGAUAUAA